Molecule: messenger RNA, 4204 nt
Organism: Myxocyprinus asiaticus (Chinese sucker)
Lineage: Eukaryota; Metazoa; Chordata; Actinopteri; Cypriniformes; Catostomidae
Product: zinc finger CCCH domain-containing protein 11A-like
Exons: 17
Coding region: 740-3112 (790 amino acids)
Molecular function (GO): metal ion binding
Source: RefSeq, a predicted model, not a curated record
GAGCCAGGCGCCAUUUUGUUCGCCAGCGAAGCAGCGAAUGGACGAGGCCAGCAGGACCGCUGAACACUCCUCAUACAUCAAACCGAAUAUUCUUAAUUCCAGUCGGUAUUAACUGGUUAUGCAAGAACGUGUUCUUCAUCCAGAGGAUAACUGGAUAUUUGACUGCAUUAGUUUCCCUGAAGAUUGCUGCUUUUUUUUUUUUUAUCUCACCAUUGAUUGUUUUUUCCCCCCAUUGGGCAUUUUUCCCCCUUCAAAGUUCCAGUCCACCCCAUUUAAAUUUUCCACCCAGCAUCAGGAGAUGGAGAAGACAUCCCUUUUUUCUUUCCAUCACCUACAAGAUAUGCAGUCCCUUGGCUCUGCUUUUUGACAUCAUCUAGCUUGCAGUUUUUUUUAAACUUCCCAAACCACUUUGAAUUUUCAACAUUAUUGGAGAAAAAAAAAAAAAGGACAUUUUCUACCAUCGACUAAUUUUAAAGCAGUCUAAUGGGAACAGGUCUCUAAGAGAGGCACAAUAGGCCACAAGUUGCCUCUCUCACUCUGUUCAGUCUUUACUCAUCAGUCAAGUAUUCCUUCAGGAUCCACAUAGUGCGGAGUGACCCUUCAAGAAGUGCUUGAGAUCACCAGGAAACAUCUCAGCCACUGCAGGGAGAUUCACGUGAAGCCUGUCGCAGGCAUCCGGGACGAGAUCCCAACAUCGCUGAAGAGCUCCUGACCUGGAAGUGUACAGACUUGUGCCAGUAUGACCAUGCAAGGAAAUGACUGCUAUUUCUACUACUACUCCACCUGUACCAAGGGUGACAGCUGCCCUUUUCGUCACUGUGAGGCUGCCAUGGGUAGCGAGACUGUCUGCACCCUAUGGCAAGAGCAGAGGUGCUUUCGCCAAAUCUGCAAGUUUCGUCACAUGGAAAUAAAGAAAAACCGCAAGACGAUCCCGUGCUAUUGGGAGAAUCAGCCGGAAGGCUGCCAGAAACCUCACUGUGCUUUCCAUCAUGAGAAGUCACGCCUCAUUGAUGGGAUUUGUUUCCCUCCAGAUGAAGGGCAAGGAGUGCGGAAGGAAAAAGAAGAUGCCCCACAUGAGGACCAAGUCAUCCAACUCCCUUCACCCUUUGCUCCCCCCACCAACCCACAACUUAGAGGGGUCAUUAGAACUGAGACCCAAGAAAAUGUGCCCAGCCCCACCCAUCCACCCGUGGUCAUCAACCCUGUGGAUGAUGAUGAUGAGGAUGACCAGUUCUCAGAGGAAGGAGAUGAAUCUUUUGGAGGCUCACCAAGGAAACUGAUCAAAAAUGAUAAUCUGAAUUUUGGAAUCCAGACACUAGAGGAGAUCAGAUUGAGGAAGGCACUUUUGGCCAAUUUAAGGAUGACUGGGCAGUCCACCAUGCAAGGUUCUGAUCAAAACAAUGGAACUGCUAUUGAAAAGGAAAACAUUCACUCUUUCUCCAAGAUUGAUUCUCCUGUUAAUGAAAUUGGAAAGAGAAAAAUUACAGACAGACUUGGGAAAAGAAAUUUUAAAAGAGAUGUUCCUGUGGAUGGAGAAAUACCUUUGAAACGGUGCAUUGCUGAACGUCUUGGUGGAAUUGUUGAAUCAUCCACAGAGCAUGCAGACAUGCCACCACAGAAAGCUCAGAAACCAGUGCGUGAAAGACUUGGAUUGGCCACUGACCUCGCUACCACUGAUAUGGAGCCAAAGUCAUCUGGAGAUAUUCGUAUAAAAUCCCUUGAGGAGAUUCGGCAAGAGAAAGCUGCCAGAACCCUCAAAGUGAGUAAAGUGGUCCGUGUUGUGAAAGAAGUCCCAGCAAAAGAGCCGAGCCCUUCCAAGAAAACUGCUGGUGGAGCUCAAGUUAAGACUUUCUCUGAAAUCCUUCAUGAAAAGAAAAAACUACAGGAGAAACAAGCCCAGGAAGCGAAAGCAGCUGCCAGAAGCCCAGAGAGAAACGAGGGGCCAGCCACUGCCGGAGCUGCAGUCAAGGCCUCUGUUGCAGCUGGAGAGGUGAGAGUAAAGACACUGGAGGAGAUACGCAGGGAGAAGGCUGCACGAAUGCAGGCACAACUGAAAGAGACGACAAAUGACAAGACCCCAUCUUCAAAUGAAGCGGAGUCUAGUGCAGCUCCAAAGAGGCACAUACUUCGCAUUAACAAAACCUUACCAUCUACAAACGCUGCGAGUCAGACAAAACUAGAUGCAUCUGACAAGAAACUGGGACCUGCUAUAGAGGCAAAUGGGAAAGGGAAAACGUCUGGCAAAACUGUUAAAGUGAAGUCUUUUGAGGAGAUCAUGCAAGAGAAGAGACUCCGCAAGCAGCAGGAGGAGCAAGGCACUUCCACCAUCCAGAAAGAAGCAGGACCAGCCUCACCUGCUGCCUCACCACCAGCCUCUGAACCCUCCACCAAGCCUCAGACCUCUGUGAGACAGCGCAUCACCCUCAAACCCAAGACCCUUCCAAUCCCUGCUGCUGUAGUUUCCCAGCAGAGCUCCCCUGAGCAGUCUGGGGAGAGUGAUCGAUCUUCAAAGACACUGACGACCCCAACCCCUGCAGUGAUACCUGUCCAGCUAGCUGGGGGAAGCAUUCAAACAUUGGAGACCAAAGUGAAGCCUAAGGUCAAUGUGAAGCCAUCAGUGAUGAAGCCAGCAGCUCAGCUUGACCUAAAGAGAAAAGCUUCUAAAGUUCAUCACUCUGCUGUUGCUGAAGUGAAACCUCUUAACACUGCCCAUCAAACACCGUCAUCAUUAAAUAUUCCGAACAAACGGCUUAAGUUGGCUUCACCAACCUCUGCGAAGGAUGGUCAGUCUGACACUCAGCAGGUGCCCUCUGACACUAUGGAUGUAAAAAUAGUGCCUAUGCUUGAGCCCAACAGUAGCACGUCAGCAGCUUCUGAGACAGUUGCUGUCCCCAAAAGCCCUGUGAUCAGAACACCUAGUUCGCAGCGUUCUCGGCGGUCCAGUACAACUACUCGUACUCCUGCUGUUGUUGUUAGCAGUUCAUCAAUGGAUGACUUUGAAAACCUCUUAGAUGAAUUUACUGACGAUCGGCUGGAGGACGACUUGGAAUUGGACCCAGGCAAAGGAGAAGACGACCUCCUUUUAGAACUUUCCGAGAUGAUCGACGGUUAGACAUUGAGCGUUUACAUCCCUUCACUUACAGGCCUGUGCCCUCUGCCCUAAAACCCACUGCCACUAAGGAUUAGAAAGGCCUUCAUGACUUAUUUUAGUCAACAGCAUUUUAAAUUAAAAUGUUUUAUUUGCAAACUCAUAAAUGUCUGUUGUAAUUACCCUUUUUAUUUUCAUGUUUUUUUGUCAAUGUAAAUGAUUUUUUUGUCAAUUAGUGCUCAAGUAACUGUCCCCCCCCCCCCCUCAUUUUUCUUAAAUUUUACUUAUUGUUCUUACUUUGACUUCUGUCAAAAAAGGAAAAAACUUUGUUCUGAUAUUGCAGGUAUUGUUUAACAAGCCACCAUAGUAUCAGCCUCAGGUUAAUUGUGUUGGAAGUCAUAGAUAGCACUAGCACACAAAUCGUGUUACAAAGACAGGAACUUUUCACUUGUGUACUAUGUAUACUGAAAGUAGUUUUUUAUUAGGCACAGCAAGACUACACCUUUCUUAAAAUUGUCUUUGAUUCACAUGUAUUUAUGAAGUGAGUCAUUAAAUGUUCAUUUGCCCGUGUUUGAGAAGAUUAUUUUAAUGGAUAAUUUCCCUCAUCUUUGAUCUAGCAUAGGACAAUAUUUCUGUCCCUCUUGUUUACUGAUCUUACAUAGAACUAAAGGAAAGGGAUUCUGCAUUUUAAUUUUUUUCCUUUGGGCAGAAGCAAUGCUAGCGCAAAUUUUACAAACAUUCCCUUGGGACUGUCUCUAAAUUUUCUCCUCGAGUAGGUUAUGUGAAUUUGAUUUAAAGUAUUAGCAGUCAAGUUCCAUCUCAGACUUCUGAUUUCAGUGGGACAAAAUGUAAAUAUAGAAAAGCUGUGUUCUCAGGGAAAAUGUUUCUGCUUAGGAACUGCUUGCUUACCUUUUAUAUCCUUUUCAUGUUUUAUUUGGAAGAGUCUUGCCCGUCCAUGUCAUCCUCGCUUAGCCUUUUUAUUCAGUUUGAACUUGAAAUUGCGUAAUUCAUUUAGAACUGGGAUCUGAAAUGUAUUUUCUGCUGGAGUAUGUGCCUAUACUUGAAUGGCACCUCUACAAACCAUCACUGUAAAUAAAAUGUCUUUAUGAGAAUAUA